UUACAGAACGUAAACAAGCGGAGAGACAAACACAGACAGACAGACAGACAGGCAGACAGACAGACAGGCAGACAGAAAGACAGACGGACUGACUGACUGUAAACAUAUUGAUAAGUUAGCGAGACGCUGAUCUGCUGAACAGUUACCAUUCUGCACAUACAAGGUUUUGCACUGACAGCAGCGACAUGUGACAUUCUGGGCUCUGAGCACCAAUCUGAACAGAUUUCAAAUAAAAAAAACAAAAAAGAUGAAAUAAAAUUUAAGAAGAAAAACGUCGGAAUGAUCAGCAAAAUCUUCGCCCAGCUCCUCGGCGGCGCUGAGGAGGACGCUGCUGUUGCCGUGGAGAACGAGGGCUGUGAGGACGUGUCCGAGGUCGAAGAUGGAGAAUGGGUCAUCAUUAACAUACAGGAGAACCGUUCUCUGGGCCUCGUUGAGGAGGAUCCUCUGGAGAACCUGCUGAUCGAGCACCCGAGCAUGUCAGUGUACCAGAUGCGGCGUCGCAGGAUUGAGGAAGAGGAGGCCUCAGAUGAUGACGAGGGUUCUCCUAGGCCUGUGCCGGUCAGGCGUCACGUUUCGUGGUGUUUGGCAGCGUGGGGUGUCCCGCUGCCCGUCCUGCUCUCAGUCCAGCGGGCCAGAGCUCACGCUGACCACAGGAAACUGACCCGCAGCGCCCUCCAAAGGCAGAACCUGGCCAACACACGCUUCUCUCCGACUGACCGCCGAUACGGACACUUCAAACAGCCCACUCAGCGCCUCUACAACUACUGACCCCACUGACCUCUGAGCUGAAUCAAAUCAACCUCUGAUCUUUUGGCGAAACUGCGGCUGCACAAUACGUCACUUAUUAAUCGAUACUGCAAUAAAUCGCCCACUGAACUUAACCCUUUCACGUCCUACAGCUACAUUCACUGUAAGGAAAAGUCCUCUGAACUUUUAUUCUGUCUCUCCAGUGUUUUACCGAGCUUCCUGUUUAAAAGCACUUUUAAAUUUUAUAAUGAAAAUGAAAAGUGUGUAAUAAAAAUAUUAUGAAAUAUUAUUUUUAUUAAUUACUGCUAUUAGCAAUAUUAUUCAUUUAUUCUGAAUGAGCUUGAAUGAGGAUCUAAAAUUACUUUUAUGAUUUUGAUUCAGAUUUUAUGCCAGUUUUAUAAAUCAGAAUUGGCCAAAAUCAGUCCCAUGUGACCAGAAUACCACCUUUUAAUGAUAAUUAAGAGAUAAAAACUCACUUUUAGCCGUAUGAGUUGCUUGACUGGAAAGACGUCUUCAGAUUUUGUGUUCAGAGUUCAGAGAAUAUAUAAAGCAAAAGGGACUUUAAUGGGUUAAUUCAGCUAUGCAACACAUUCACCUUCAGUCCAACAGCGUCAGCAUAAACACGUGAAAUGCGUUCAGAACGAAUGUCAGCAUAUUUCCAGCUAGUUCAAAAGCAAUAUGCAAAUCAGGCCACACUAUGCAAAUUAGCCGUCUAAGCAAUCACAGCAUGUUUAAUGUUAAUCACAGACCGCUUGAUUUGACUUUAAAUCCAUCAAAUGUAGUCAUUUUCGUCACAGUAACACAAUAAUCAUAAAUCAUUAAGGAUUCGUUCUGGAGUUUUUUCUAUAUGUUGUAAGAAAUUUAAUCACAAUAUGUUUUAUUUUUGUUUAUAUUGUGCAGCCCUAGUCUCACACCACUGCUGACCUCACUGCUAAAGACACCGGAGAUAUAUAGGAACAGGCCAGACUGCAGACUGAUGCAGUUUUAUGCGGGAAAUAUAAGCUAAUAACACAUUUCUUGUGAAAAAAUUAAAAAACCAGAUGCAUUUACAGCACCUGCAUUAAUACAGUAGUAUAGAGUGUGUAUGUGUGCUCCUUAGCCAUAGCUAAUGCACGUAAAUAACAGUAGAACAUGUUUACCUUUACAGAACUGAUGCCAGUCACUCUUGGUGAAAAUAGAAAUGUUUUGGGGCUGAGUGAGAAACUCCAGCUCUGAUUUUUAAGUGGUUUUCAUAUCAUAUACGUUGUUAUGACCUGUGAUUUUAGUGCCAAAGUAAACGUGCCGUCGCUUUAAAUGCGUGUUUACUCUUUCACCUGCUGUAGCGUUUUUAUUUGUCAACAGACUUUGUAAAUAUUCCACCAUUUUUUGUAUCCAAGAACAUAUUUGAUAAAACUUAAAAAAAAAAUUAAUAAAUAAACGUUUUGUAACAAUUU
This is a messenger RNA of Pygocentrus nattereri (red-bellied piranha), 2180 nucleotides long. RefSeq lists its product as uncharacterized. Lineage: Eukaryota; Metazoa; Chordata; Actinopteri; Characiformes; Serrasalmidae. Gene Ontology annotation, cellular component: nucleus; autophagosome. The record is from RefSeq and is a predicted model, not a curated record. The coding region runs from base 280 to 768 and encodes 162 amino acids. Gene Ontology annotation, biological process: positive regulation of DNA-templated transcription; autophagosome assembly. The transcript has 5 exons.